AGCAGCCAUAGCCGCGGUAGCAGCAGCAGCCGGUCGGAGAGAGGUGACAGGAGUGAGCGCUCGCAGAGAGAUGGCUGGUCUGAUCGCAUCAGUCGGGGGAGUAAGAGAGAAGAACCCAUGACGCCACAGCAUCGCCCCAGAGAUUCUUUCACACCCUCACGCUCCAACUGGGAGGAGGAUGACAGUGGUUAUUCCAGUUCACGGCAUUCCCAGUGGGAGUCUCCGUCCCCUGCCCCAGUCUAACAAAGAGAUGGAUCGCUCGGAGCGAAGCCACCGCUCCGGCCGAGAGAGUGAGAGGAGAGACAGAUCAAUAAGAGGCCGCUACCCUGACGACACACCCCUACCUACCCCAUCAUACAAGUACAAUGAGUGGGCCAAUGACAGAAAACAUUUGGGUUCUACGCCUCGUUUAUCACAAGGAAAAGGUAGGAAAGAAGAUGGUGCGGGAGGAAUUAUGUUUGAUAAUGUGGAUGAGAAAGACCAGUGGGAUGAGGACCAGAAGCAAGCAGACAGAGACUGGUACAUGAUGGAUGAAGGCUAUGAUGAGUUCCACAACCCUUUCACUACCACCUCUGAAGAAUAUGUGAAGAAGAGGGAGCAGAUUCUUCAGAAGCAGACUCAAAAAAGAAUAUCUGCCCAUAGGCGACAGAUCAACGAGGAUAAUGAGCGGUGGGAGACCAACCGUAUGCUGACCAGUGGUGUGGUGCAGAGGUUGGAGGUGGAUGACGACUUUGAGGAGGACAAUGCUGCUAAGGUUCAUCUACUGAUUCACAACCUUGUUCCUCCCUUUCUGGAUGGAAGAAUAGUCUUCACUAAGCAGCCGGAGCCUGUCAUCCCUGUGAAAGAUGCAACCUCUGACAUGGCCAUCAUCGCUCGUAAAGGCAGCCAGCUGGUCCGUAAACAUCGUGAGCAGAAAGAACGCAAGAAGGCACAGCACAAACAUUGGGAAUUGGCAGGCACCAAGUUGGGGGAUAUCAUUGGCGUCAAGAAGACCGAGGAGUCAGACACCCAUGGUGGAAAAGCGGUAGGCGAGGACGGCAAAGUAGACUACAGAGCAGAGCAGAAAUUUGCAGACCACAUGCGAGACAAGAGUGAGGCCAGCAGUGACUUUGCGAAGAAGAAGACCCUUCUGGAACAGAGGCAGUACCUGCCUAUUUUUGCUGUCAGACAGCAACUCCUUAACAUCAUAAGGGACAACAGCAUCGUGAUUGUUGUUGGGGAGACGGGCAGCGGGAAGACCACCCAGCUGACUCAGUACCUGCAUGAGGAUGGCUACACCAGCUACGGCAUGGUGGGUUGUACUCAGCCCCGAAGAGUGGCAGCCAUGAGUGUGGCCAAGAGAGUCAGUGAGGAGAUUGGCACCAACCUUGGAGAGGAGGUGGGCUACGCAAUCCGUUUUGAGGACUGCACAUCGGAGAAAACCCUGAUAAAGUACAUGACAGACGGUAUCCUGCUCAGGGAGUCAUUGAGGGAGUCGGACCUGGACCACUACAGUGCCGUUAUCAUGGACGAGGCUCACGAGCGCUCCCUGAAUACUGACGUGCUGUUCGGCCUGCUACGUGAGGUUGUAGCUCGACGUACUGAUUUAAAACUCAUAGUUACCUCUGCAACUAUGGACUCGGACAAGUUUGCUGCAUUUUUUGGCAACGUACCUAUUUUCCACAUUCCAGGAAGAACUUUUCCCGUAGACGUCUUAUUUAGCAAGACUCCUCAGGAGGACUAUGUGGAGGCAGCAGUGAAGCAGGCCCUGCAGAUCCACCUCAGUGGGCUGAUAGGAGACAUCCUCAUCUUUAUGCCCGGGCAGGAGGAUAUCGAGGUGACGUCAGAUCAGAUCACGGAGCGGCUGGAGGACUUGGAUAAUGCUCCUGCUCUGACUGUGUUGCCCAUCUACUCCCAGCUGCCUUCUGACCUCCAGGCCAAGAUCUUCCAGAAGGCUCCGGACGGUGUGAGGAAAUGCAUUGUCGCUACCAACAUCGCUGAAACCUCCCUCACUGUGGAUGGAAUCAUGUUUGUCGUAGAUGCAGGAUACUGCAAACUUAAGGUUUUCAAUCCUCGCAUUGGAAUGGAUGCGCUACAGGUUUAUCCCAUCAGCCAGGCGAAUGCCAACCAGCGUUCUGGCCGAGCAGGACGUACAGGACCAGGGCAGUGUUACAGGCUCUACACUCAGAGCGCCUAUAAGAAUGAGAUGCUGACUACCACCAUACCAGAGAUCCAGAGGACCAACCUGGCAAAUGUGGUCCUGCUGUUAAAGUCUCUGGGUGUUCAGGAUUUGCUCCUCUUCCACUUCAUGGAUCCACCACCUGAGGACAACAUGCUCAACUCCAUGUACCAGCUCUGGAUCUUGGGAGCUCUGGACAACACAGGUGCUUUGACACCGACGGGGCGUCUGAUGGUGGAGUUCCCCCUCGACCCCGCCCUCUCCAAGAUGCUGAUUGUGUCCUGCGACAUGGCCUGCAGUGCUGACAUCCUUAUCAUAGUCUCCAUGCUGUCUGUGCCGGCCAUCUUCUACAGGCCUAAGGGUCGUGAGGAGGAGAGUGACCAGGUGAGGGAGAAGUUCGCAGUCCCAGAGAGCGACCACCUCACAUACCUUAACGUCUACAUGCAGUGGAAAAACAACAACUACUCCAGCGUCUGGUGCAAUGAGCACUUCAUCCACACCAAGGCCAUGCGCAAGGUGCGUGAGGUGCGCUCCCAGUUAAAGGACAUCAUGGUGCAGCAGAGGAUGAACCUGAUUUCCUGCGGGUCAGACUGGGACAUCAUCAGAAAGUGCAUCUGUGCCGCAUACUUCCACCAGGCUGCCAAGCUCAAGGGCAUUGGUGAAUAUGUGAACGUGAGGACAGGCAUGCCGUGUCACCUCCAUCCUACCAGCUCCCUGUUUGGUAUGGGCUACACCCCGGACUACAUCAUCUACCACGAGCUCGUCAUGACCACCAAGGAGUACAUGCAGUGUGUGACUUCAGUGGAUGGAGAGUGGCUGGCAGAACUUGGGCCCAUGUUUUACAGCGUCAAACAAGCAGGAAAAAGCAGGACGGAGAACCGUCGCCGGGCCAAAGAGGAGAUCACCAACAUGGAGGAGGAGAUGUCCAUGGCUGAGGAGCAGCUGCAAGCCCGCCGAGAGGAGCAGGACAAGAAGAGCAACACCGGCACUGUUAAGGUUGUGAAAAUCUGCACACCGGGAAGAAAAGACGAGGCCCCCAUGACGCCCAGACGCACCCCUGCUCGCUUUGGACUGUAGAACCCCCCCCCCCAUCAACCAAUCAUGUUGACUCCCCUAGACUCAUUAUUACCCAGACCUGGACCACACCAGCACAAGCAAACAGUGUAACUUCCAGCUGCCAUUUGUCCCUCCCAGCAUGGCCAGAAUCAACUGCAGUUCAUGUACAGACCACUAGAGUGAGAACUUGUAUAAGGCACAAGACUCAAAGACGAGCCAGCUCCCUUCACCUUCAUCAGCCGAUAGCUGUUUCCAUGAUACAUUUUAAUCAAAUAAAGGACUGCAUUGUUGUUUUUUUGUAUAUUCAGUAUUUAUAUGUUGUCAUCACUGAAAAGUGAUUUUACAAAUGUCUAUACAGUAAUGAUUUUACUCAAACUAGAAGCAUUUCAUUUUCUAUGUUCUGUUGCAUUUUUUUCCAUCUUGAAUGUAUUAUCAGAGGUAAACUGAUAAAUAGUGAUCUAAUUUCAAUGUUACUUGUCUUUGUGUCUUUGCAUUUACUAGUUCUUGUUCUGUCGUGGCCUGAAGUGUGUGCGUGUGUGUGUGUGGUGUGUGUGUGUGUGUGUGUGUGCGUGUGUGUGUGUGUGUGCGCGUGCGACCAUUAAGUGCUCUUCUACGGACUGAAGCACUAUUCAAACUGUACUUGUGGCAUGAGUGUCUUCAGACUCUAGAGUUGUAUUGUAAUGCCCCCCAAUACACACACAACACACUCAUGCAGGCUUAGGCGAUUGACCUUUUUCUAUUUUCUGUUAACCCCGUUCCACCACUGUAAUGUACCACAGCUUUGCUUCAUACAAAACAUUAUCACGCUGGAUUAAACCUAUCAACGGUUUUAUUUUCAUGGUCCUUGUGUUCAAAAUAACACAGUUUCCUUCGUAGUUUUCCUCGAAACAAAUGUUUGCAAAUGUGUCUUUUUAAAUGGGUAAAUGUGUUUGUUGAUGUACGCCCUCGUCUGCCCUCGCAGCUGAUCCGAAUAUUGUGCAGCUUCGGAUAGACUGGUCGAUCUGUAUCAACACAGGUCAGCGAGGGCCAUGUUUGGAUAGUGACAGUGGCUCUCUUUUGUCUUUUUUUACAUGGAUCUGAGCCAGCAGGAGGACUGCUAAUGGAUUUUUUUUGUCUCGACAUCUUUUGUAAAUGAAAAAAAUAAAUGUUAGCUAUUUUUUAAA
This is a messenger RNA of Cottoperca gobio, 4377 nucleotides long. It is a transcript of the gene dhx38, whose product is annotated as DEAH (Asp-Glu-Ala-His) box polypeptide 38. The transcript has 24 exons. NCBI's taxonomy places the organism in Eukaryota, Metazoa, Chordata, Actinopteri, Perciformes, Bovichtidae. The record is from RefSeq and is a predicted model, not a curated record. Gene Ontology annotation, cellular component: intracellular anatomical structure. Gene Ontology annotation, molecular function: 3'-5' RNA helicase activity; ATP binding; RNA binding. Bases 179 to 3235 code for a protein of 1018 amino acids.